AUGGGCGUGAGUACAACUGUUGACCCUUCCCCUGCUCCCCCUGCUCCCCCCAGCGAUGUGAGCGGCAACAGCCUGUACGGGCGCAUCAACUGCAACUUCAAGAGCAUGGUGGCGGAUGGCGACGCCCUCAUCAACUUGGCUCACAACUUCUUCUUCGGCGAUUCGCUGCUCCUCGCUGCCGGCUGCCAGGUCUGCCCCAGCUUUCUGUUUGGCAGCAACCAGUGCUCUUGUGAUAUCCUCCUCCCUUCCUCCUCCGCAGUGUCCUCACUCUCCACGGGCGCCAUAGUGGGCAUUGCGGUGGGCUGCUUUGCUGGCUUCAUUCUGCUGGCAGCUGUGCUCACAUGGCUACUCUAG
Molecule: messenger RNA, 354 nt
Organism: Closterium sp. Yama58-4
Lineage: Eukaryota; Viridiplantae; Streptophyta; Zygnematophyceae; Desmidiales; Closteriaceae
Source: the annotation of a GenBank genome assembly